UACAAUCUCAAAUAUACAUUUGCUUUUUCUUAUAAAUUUUAUUAACACCUUGAAAAGAACAAAGCUCCAAGUUUCUGUAAAAAUGGAAAAUGUCAAGCAUAUUUAAUGGAAUCCACUCUUUAAAUACAUAUCUUAACCACUGUUAAAACUUAUAAGACUCCAAGCAUACACCUGUACUCAAAGAAGUGAAGAACCUUGAAACUUUUCAAAACCUUGAACUUAAUGCCACUUCCUCUGCCUGGCUCCUUCCUCUCACCAUCCUAGGGUUUACACAGAGGUUGUCACAAAGGUUCUUUAAAUGGAGGAUGCAAUGGAUGAUUUAAAACUGGUUGACAUCAAGAAAGAGAGUUUGCAUAAAUGUCUCGAUCAACUGCAUGCACAAGCCUCUUCAAUUCUUUCAUUCACUCUUGAAUGGAAAGAUUUGGAGGCUCAUUGUGAAUCCUCGAAGGCUUUUUUUUUAAGGAAAAUAGAAGAACUUGCCUUGCUUGAGAAGAAAAAUGUUGAAAUGCUGAAAGUGGUUGAGGAACGUGAGGAGAAGUUUGAAAUUAAGGCCAAAAAAUAUGAGGAGUGUAUUUCUGAGCUGCAAAAUAAGGAAAAACAGUUGGGUUUGGUGAAAAAUUGGAUUCAAGAAUGUGAUUUGGAGUUGAAAACUCGGCGGGAGGAAUUAAAUAUGGUUCGACAAGAGGUUGAGGAUUGUAAUGUGGUGCUCAGUGUGAAAAAAGAGGAAUUGCGGCUGGUGCAGACACAGAUUGAAUCGAAGGAGAGGAAUUUGGGUUCGUUGGAAAAGUUACUUGAAGACCAUUGUAGGGAGAUUUUUGAGAAAGAUGAGAAAUUGGGAUCUUUACAGAAGUCGGUCGAGGAACGUUUGAAGGAGCUUGAAUUCAAUGAGAAGGAGGUAGAAAGGGUGAGAAAGUUGAUAGCGAAUUGUGACCGUGAUCUUGAGUUCAAACAGAAGGAGUUACGAAAUGUCAGGAACUUGAUCAAUGAUUGUAAUAAGGAGCUGUCGUCAAAGGAGAUGGAUUUGAAAAUGUUGCAUGUGAGGAGUUCUGCUAAAUUUGUUUCAAAGAAGGACGAACUAGAUGGAAUAAAAAAAUCCAUUGAGUGCUCGAAGGAGCUUGAUUUGAAAAAGAAGGAGCUGGACAGAACUAAAGAUUUGAUCCAGGAAUGCGUAAAAGAGCUUGAUUCUGAAGAGAGGGAACUGAGUCUAAUAAAGAAAUCAAUUGGGGAGAGCUCAAAAGAUUUUGAUUCGAGACAGAACCAUCUUGGAUCAAUCAGUGUGUUGAUUGAUGAAUAUACAGAAGAACUUGAAGCCAAAGAGAAGCAACAUGAUGCAGUGAAGAAGUCUAUCAAUGUGCGCUCUGCAGAGCUCAAAUCAAAAGAAACAAAGUUGAGGUCGAUUGAAGAUUCUAUCAAAGAGCUCUCAGCACAGCUUCAACAAAAAGAGGAGAAAUUGGAUUCAGCUCGACAACAUGUGAAACAUUGUGCCAGAAAAAUUGAAUCAAAAGAGGAGGAGCUCAAUAAAAUCAAAGGAAGAAUGAACACAUAUGAUAAAGAGCUUGAAUCGAGAGAGAGGGAGUUUAAUGCCAUUCAACUGUCCAUUGAAUACCGAAGUGAGGAACUUAAAGGGAAGGAGAGGCAACUGAAAUCAGUCCAACUAUCGAUAGGAGAAUGUGAGAAGGAGCUGAAAGCAAUGAAGGAGCAGAAAAAUUCCAUCCAAAAAUUAAUUUUAGAAUGCUCUGAGGAGCUCCAAUCAAAAGAGAAGAACCUAAUUUUGGCAAGAGAAUCUCUCAGAGAAUGCUGUGAUGAUCUCGAAUUGAAGAAGGUGCAGCUGGAUUCAAUUCAAAGAUCUUCCCAUGAGUCGAACAAAAAGUCUGAAGAAAAAGAGAAACAUCUCAAUUCACUGGAAAAAACAUUAGACGAACGCUUGGAAAAUCUUGGAGUGAAGGAGAUGCAGUUCGAAGAACGUGUCAAUGAGAUUGAUUUGAAAGAGCAACAAUUGCGUUUAAUGCAACAAUCAGUUGAAAAAUACCGUAAAGAAGUGGAGUUGAAAGAGCAGCAAUUAGGUAGCAACAUCCUUUCUUCGCAUGCAAGGGUUGACCAAACUGAAAAUGUUAGAAAUCCAAAACAUGCUUCAUCUUCAACUUUCCAAUUUAAUGCCACCACUAGCGAGAGGAGUUCACCAGGGGUAAAUGUGUGUGUAAGCGAACAUGAUCUGAUGCACCAGGGAGUUUCAGCUGAACCAGCAACGGUGGUUUUGGAUAUUGUCCAGAAUUGGAAGAAAGGAGUUGCAGGAUUUGAUGCAAAUGUGAACAGGGAUAAUGUUGUUCUGUUUGAGCAGCUAAUGAAAGUCUCGCCAAAAAUAAGUCCUCAGGUGAAAGAAGCUGCAACAAAGCUGGCAGUUCUAUGGGAAAAAAAAUAUAAGAUUGGAGACCGAGGAUUCUAUGGAGGUUUUGAUGUUUUUGCUGUUUUUGGCUGUGUAUGGAUUGGUUUCUUGUUUGCUCCUGAAAUAUUCAAGGCCCUCGGUUUUGCAGAUAAAGAUCUGGCUCCGGCUUUUAUUGAGAAUCUUAUUGAAGAGAAGCAAUAUGUGGCUGCUGCUAGAUUUAGUCUUGCAUUUGAGCUUGUCAGCAGAUAUCCACCAGAAGUCAUCUUGGGAAAAGGCGUGGAUGCAAUGAAUGGUGCCUUGGCCUCCACGGGAAGAAAUAAUUCAAAUGAAGCACAGUGCAAGGCCAUUGACAAAGCAAUAUCUGCUCUAAGUUCUAUUUUGGAACUUGUAGCAGAUUACAAAUAUGAAUCCAAAUAUGUGACUGAGGACAUUAUUCGUUCCAUUUCUUACCUGAAAAAGAAAAGGGAAGGCUGGACACGCUCUCUGCAAGCUCCUAACUCCGUGGAUCAACCACAACCGCAAGGCAGAAACUAUCAAACAGCUGGCAUUUCUUGCCCUGCUGAUCAGCCAACUUCUGCUCGCGUUGUCCAACCACAGCUACUGAAUCCAAACCUCUGGAAUCAACUGCAACAACAAGAUAUGCGUUUUAGGUCUGAUUUUCUGGUUGAUAUUCCUGGAGUAAGGAAUCAGUCGGCUUUUGCUCCCAUUAUGCAACCACAUCUACACAACUCAAACUUCCUGGACCAAGAACAACUGCAAAAUAACAAUAAGCGUCCAAGGAUAGAUCUGUUAGCUGAUAGACCACAAGUUACUCAAGAUGUUGCAGCUUAUGGAGGUGCAACUCAGUUUUUCACUGCUACAAACCACUUUGGAGCCUCAGACUUGAAUGCUCAACAAUCAAAUAUUCCUGUCGCUUUAUCCUUUCCCUCAUGGCCUCCCUCUAACAGGUUUCCGUCUCCUUUGCUGACUCCUGGAAACCGACGCCAAAGAGGAAAAUUUUUACUUAUAAAAACCCUAAAAGAAAGCAAAUAUCUUCCCGUCUCCUUCGCUUUUUUCUUUCUUUCAACAAUGGAGGACAAAGUUUCGAACGAGUUGAAAAACAGUGAGUUAAAGCAAGAAAUAGUACGCAAAACUAUGAACGAACUUCAAGAAAAAGCUUCUUCUGUUCUGUUACUUUGUUUACAAUGGAAGGAAUUGGAGGAUCACUUUGAAUCCAUCAGGGGUUUGAUCCAGGCGGAGAAGGAAGAGGUUGAGAGGAAGGAGAGAGUGGUUAGGGAGAGGGAGAGGGAAGUCGGAGUGAAAGAGAAGAGAGUGGAGGUGUUGGUUAAUGAAGUUACGUUGAAAGAUCAGGACUUUAAGGAUUGGAGAAGAGAGCUCGAGUUGAAAGAAAUAAAUUUUGGGCAGAAAGUCAGAGAAAGGUAUGAUGACAUUGAGUUGAAGGAGAAGAAAGUCAAGGAAGACUUCAGAGAAGUUGCAUUGAGAGAAGAGAGGGUGGAGAAGAGAUUUAAAGAGGCUGAAGAGAAGGAGAGGAGGGUUGGAGAGUUGUUUAAGGAAGUUAGGGUGAAAGAUGACGAGUUUAGGGAAUGGAGAAAAGGGGCUGAGUUGAAGGAGAAGGAACUUGAGCUGAAAGGUAGGGAGGUUGAGGAGAGGAUUAAAGAGAUUGGAUUGAAAGAUAGGAAGGUUGAGGAGAGUCUUAAAGAGCUUGGAUUCAAAGAUAGGAAGGUUGAGGAGAGGAUUAAAGAGAUUGGAUUGAAAGAUAGGAAGGUUGAGGAGAGGCUUAAAGAGCUUGGAUUCAAAGAUAGGAAGGUUGAGGAGAGGCUUAAAGAGGUUGGAUUGAAAGAUAAGAAGGUUGAGGAGAGGCUUAAAGAGGUUGGAUUGAAAGAUAGGAAGGCUGAGCAGAGGCUUAAAGAUCUUGGAUUGAAAGGCAGGGAGGUUGAGGAGAGGGUUAAAGAGAUUGCAUUGAUGGAGAAGAAUGUUGGCAAAAGGAGCGAGGAAGUUGAAUUGAAUAGGAGGAAAUUAGAGGAAGGAUUUAGAGAACUUGAGUUGAAAAGUAGGGAGGUUGAGGAGAUAAUUAAAGGGGUUGAGUUGAAGGAGAAGGAAUUGGAGGAACGGUGUAGGGGGUUUGAUUUGAAAGGGAAGCAAAUUGAAGAGGUUCAGUUGAAGGAGAAGGAACUAGAAGAGAGGUUACGGGAAGUUGAAUUCGAAAAUAAGAAGUGCUUGGAGCGAAUUAAGGAGUUUGAGUUGAAGGAGAAACAAGUUGCUGAUGCUUGUAAUGCCCGUGUUAAGUCGGAGACAGUAGAUUAUUCUAUAGAUGCUAACCUACAUUUUUCAGUGAAAAUGGAUGGAAAGGCAUUGCAAAUUUUAUUAAAUAAGCGUUGUAAACAUGAUGAGAAGAUGAAGAAUGAGGUAUCUAUUGCUUUGGGACUUUCCUCGGAUCCUGCAAAGCUGGUUUUGGAUGCAAUGGAAGGGUUUCACCCACCCCAUUUGAGGGAGGGUGAUGUGGAGUUCAAAGAGGUUGUUGUGAAAAGAAGUUGCAAUCUUUUGCUUGAGCAAUUAACGAAAAUAUCCCCAACAAUCAAACCCCAUGUGAGAAAAGAAGCAACGAAACUUGCCUUUCUUUGGAUGAUAAUGAUGACAGUGGAUGGUCAACACAAUUUGGAUGUUUUGAGUUUUUUUAAUCUCUUGGCUGCUUAUGGACUGGCCUCUGCUUUUGAUUCAGAUGAGCUCAUAAGCCGUUUGGUGAUUAUUGCUCGAAAUAAGCAGACUCCUGAAUUCUUGCGUGUCCUUGAACUAGGAGAUAAAAUUCCUGGUUUUAUUCAAAAUCUAAUCUUAAAGAAUCAGCCAAUGGAAGCUAUCAGAUUCAUUUAUGCAUUUGAGAUGGUUAAUCAGUUCCCACCUGGACCUAUCCUGAGGGAUUACUUAAGUGGUUCCAAGAUUGCAGCCAGAAAAAUUAAGAGGAGGAGCAAAUCAAUUGAAGGACUGGUGGAGUCUGUAAAGAGAAGAGUAGCUGACCUAAUGGUUGUACUGAAAUGCGUUGAAGAUUACAAGCUUGAAACUGUAUUCUCACCAGAUACCCUCAAGCAACAAAUAAAAGAUGUCGAAAGACAACUUUCAAUUAGGAAAACAAAGUUACCAAACCUGGGCAGCAAUUCUCCUCAGCCUAAUCUGAGUGAGAAGAAACGUUUGGCCCCAAAAGCUGCUGCUUCUGCCUCUGUCCUCGCAUCCAAACCUGUCUCUGCCACUAAACCUGCUCUCAAUUCCACGAUGGCUGCCUGUACUGCUACCUCAACUGCUCCCAUCACAGUCACCUCUCUUGCCCCAGCUACUUCCGCUAUUGCUAAUCCAGUCGUCCCUAUCAUUGUCACUUCUCCCUCCACAACAGCUGCAGCCGCUGUUACCCCAAUAGCAGUUGCCUCUCCCUCCAUUACCCGAAGUGCAGUUGUCUCCCCCUCCUCAAGCAGUGCGUCACCUUCUGGCUCAAUCCCCAAGACCGAACCACAAUACCAGGGUGGAAAUAAACGCUGUCAAGCGCAGUACCAGGGCAGUGAUAAGCACCCGCACCCUCAAGAACAACACCAGAGUGGAAAUAAGCGCCCUCGGAUUGCUAAAUCACCAGAGGUUCCUCUAAGAACACCAUCACUUCAAAACACUGGCUUUGCACAGUCGGUGCCUGUCCCUCAUCAGCGAACAGAAGGUCCUUUUAUAAAUCAAAAUCCAUCUGGCGGGCACUACAAUUGUCUUGGUUAUCGCCCACCUAACCCACAUAUGAGCUCCCAUUAUAAUUAUGGAUAUCCAUAUUAUCAUUAGAACACAUUUGGAAAGCCUGGCUAUGACAAUGCUGCCCCCUUUCAGCGGCCGUAGAUUGUUACGGGAAACUCUUGAUGACAUGGGGCUGGUUAAAGUGGGUGAAGAAUUCUUAAAAUCAUCACGGUAGUCAACAAACAGCUGAGUAAAGCUUGAAGCAAAUUAGCAAUUUAGUGACAAUUCCUUUUGGUAUUCUAGUAGCUUAUAGCUAGUUAACCUUAUAUUCUAGGACUUUGAUGCCUUUGCUCAAGAUUCCAACGUGCCAAGAACUUUUUGCAGGUGUGGUUCCACAUAAUGUUAAUAGUUAUUUUUUGCCUUGUAUGGUAGUCUUAUCUGCUGUACAGCUUGGUGUAUAUAAUCGACUUAAUGGUCUGGUUACCUUGGAGAUUUGGGAUAACAAAUGCAAGAGCCUGUCUUUUCUUGCUAUUGUUCUUCGGUUUUCAAAUUUUCAUGUCUUUUCUCCUUCGGUUCUCCAGGACAAUAUUACCCCAUCUGUCAGGAAUUAAUUCGAUAUUGUUUGAUCUA
Molecule: messenger RNA, 6712 nt
Organism: Populus nigra (black poplar)
Lineage: Eukaryota; Viridiplantae; Streptophyta; Magnoliopsida; Malpighiales; Salicaceae
Exons: 9
Coding region: 299-6190 (1963 amino acids)
Source: RefSeq, a predicted model, not a curated record